Megalopta genalis is the source of this 3837-nucleotide messenger RNA. RefSeq names its product putative inorganic phosphate cotransporter protein picot (gene Picot). NCBI's taxonomy places the organism in Eukaryota, Metazoa, Arthropoda, Insecta, Hymenoptera, Halictidae. The record is from RefSeq and is a predicted model, not a curated record. Gene Ontology annotation, biological process: monoatomic anion transport; transmembrane transport. Gene Ontology annotation, cellular component: membrane. Gene Ontology annotation, molecular function: transmembrane transporter activity.
GCCGAGGGAGCGAGAGAGAAGGAGGGAGGCAGGUGCGUGCUCGCUCUCGAGCACACGAGAUCGUUGUUAAUCAUCGUUAUCGGUGUGCACGAAACCGUCAACCGAUUCACCGCUUAGAAGCCGAUUCUAUUCGCGCAGUGCGGCCUUUCGGUGUCGACCGAACACGUUCUCGCGUUUCCCGGGAGUGUCGUCGUCUCGUGUCUCGUGUCUCGUGUCCCUCGAGCUCUCGAUCUGAAGCACUCGAGAGCGGUGUUCUCUCUCUCCGUCUCUCUCUCUCUCGCCCGUUCUCGCGCCGUCUCGUCGUGUCGGUCUGUCGUCGGCCAGCAAAUACAAUUCCGUGAAUAAUCGCUAGUACUCGGACGAGCAAGUCGGACGACGGAAACGCGAAUCCUCGACGGUUCGCUGUCUAUCGACAAUUCGUUUCUCUGUCUUCUUCGUUCCGUCGUGUUCCUGAAUUCCGUGUUUUCGAGUUCCACGUUCGGCCACGAGACCCCUCGCGGAUCUGCUUCGCCCGUGGCUAAAGAGCUCGCAGAGAGAAAGAGGGAGAGGAAAAAGAGAGAGAGAGAGAGAAAGAGCCAGCGAAUCGCCAAAGGCGGGAUGAACGGCAACGGCCGAGCCAACGGCGAGAACCGAGGACGGAAUGGCCACGUGCUUGUAUGGGAGCAACCCGGCCUGGAGGAAGAGGACAGCUUGUCGAGAAAACGAAAAUGGAUAGGCUCGCGCCAUGUGGUCACGUUCAUGCUGUUCCUGGGGAUGGCGAACGCGUACGUGAUGAGAACCAACAUGUCCGUGGCGAUCGUCGCUAUGGUGAACCAUACCGCGCUACGGGACCGCGACGACCACGGCAUACCGACCUACGAGUGUGGCUACGACCAGAACACGACCGCCGUUCCGACCAACCACAGCGACGGCGAGUUCGUAUGGGACAGCACCAAGCAGGGCUACCUGUUGAGCUCGUUCUUCUACGGCUACGUGAUCACGCAGAUACCGUUCGGGAUACUCGCGAAACGAUACGGGUCCAAGUAUUUCCUCGGUGUCGGGAUGCUGAUCAACUCGGUGUUCGGUUUGCUGGUACCGAUGUCCGCACGCGCCGGUUACUACUGGCUGAUGGUAGUCCGAUUUAUUCAAGGCCUGGGCGAGGGUCCAAUUGUGCCUUGCACGCACGCGAUGCUGGCCAAGUGGAUACCGCCGAAUGAACGCAGCAGGAUGGGUGCCUUCGUCUACGCCGGCGCCCAAUUCGGCACCGUGAUAUCAAUGCCGCUCAGCGGAAUCCUUUCCGAAUACGGUUUCGACGGUGGCUGGCCAUCGAUCUUCUACGUGUUCGGCACGAUCGGCACCAUCUGGUGCGUCGCGUUCCUCGUGAUGGUGUACGAGGACCCCGAGAGCCAUCCACGUAUCCCCGAGGACGAGAAGAAGUACAUACUGAGCGCGCUGUGGGGCAGCGCCGGAGCCACCUCCCCUCCGGUGCCGUGGCGAUCCAUCGUCACCUCGUUGCCGUUCUGGGCCAUCCUGAUCGCCCAUAUGGGACAGAACUACGGAUACGAGACGCUGAUGACCGAGCUGCCGACCUUCAUGAAGCAGAUUCUUCACUUCGACAUUAAAUCGAACGGAAGUAUCUCCUCGCUCCCGUAUCUAGCCAUGUGGAUCUUCUCGAUGGUGAUAUCCCACGUGGCCGACUGGAUGAUCUCCACCGGAAAGUUCAACCACACGUACACGCGCAAGAUCAUCAACAGUAUAGGCCAAUUCGGGCCCGCGAUCGCGUUGAUCGGCGCCUCGUACACCAGUUGUAAUUCCUGGUUGACGGUAGCCAUCCUGACAGUCGGCGUGGGCCUGAACGGCGGCAUCUACUCCGGGUUUAAAGUGAACCACUUAGACAUAUCGCCGAGGUUUGCCGGGGUGCUGAUGUCCUUCACCAAUUGCCUGGCGAAUCUUGCCGGUCUUCUCGCCCCGAUCACCGCCGGAUACAUAAUCGUCGGGACGCCGACGCAGGCGAAAUGGAGGCUGGUGUUCAUGAUCUCGGCGUGCAUCUACAUCGUGUGCUCGGUGUUCUACAUAAUCUUCGGCUCCGGGCAGAGGCAGUCCUGGGACAAUCCGGACAAGGACGAGGAGAAGCACGAGAAACAGGGCUUGGAGCCCGUCAAGACGAUAUCGGAGACGCAGCAUUGACGACGCGUCUGGUCGCGCCACGGACGCUCGCUCACUCCUUCUCUCGUUCUCUCUUUGUUUCGCGGCACCUCGGCCGCACUGUCGCCGAUCCGAUCGCGCGGCAGACUAUUUUUGUUGCUUCGGCGAGCGCGUUCGUUCCUAGAGCACUCGGUGGAUCAUCACGCGAAACAAUCGAAUCGGUUGCCAGAACGUAUCGCGCUAUGCGGAGCUGGAAAUUUGGGAUGCGGAAGGAAGGCGGGUCCGAUUGUUUGUUAGCCAGGCGCUUUCGCGUUCUUGCUAGUCAUCCGAUCGAGUCGUUUUUAAGCUCUGCGGACACGUUGUUUGCGAACAAUCUACCAAACCGAUACGCGCAACUCGUACGCGUGACCAAAUGAUCUUGUAACGUUGACGUUUGUCAGCGUGUGUGUAUAGAACUCGAGAGACGAGAUCGGACGGAGCGAGCGGGGAGUUAGCUACCCUUCGUCGCUAAUUCGCUGUUGGCUGUCUUCUGAGACCAUCUGUCCAAACCCGCGGAGCACGGCCAGCUACGUAACAGCUUGCGAUCCGUGCACGGUUCAUCGCUUCCUACAUAUUUAUUGCCGAGCGCGCGAUCUCUUUCGCAUAUAUUUGCGUAGCGACUAACCGGGGUAGCUCCGUGAUCGUUGCGUCGACUCCUUUGAUCGUCGUUCGUUCGUUCGUACGAUAUCGGCUAUCGAAAAGCGCGAGCCAACACGGCACACGGUUUUAAGAAAUUCGUCAGCGUAACGCUCGAGGAGCUGAUCCCGCGAGUCAAGUCGAGUCGAACGUCUUGUUGCUACGCGAUGUUCGGAUGGAAACAGGAUUAAACGAUAUAGUGUGUUUGUGCGUACGAAUACGUGAUACGAACGAGAUAAGGGUGGAGAGAAAGGAAGAGAAUGUGAGAGAGAAAGAGUGCUUGUGUGUGUAAGAGAGAGAGAGAGUGAGAGAGAGAGGGAACCAAGAAAGUCGAGCAUGUGAGACGAGCGAAUGCAGAUUUUACAUUUUUAUAUAGCGUCCCUUUUUUUUCGUUUAACGAACACAUUACGUGCCUUACGACCGACGAAACCAAAAUAAAAUAUUGUAAACAAGCCGAGGUCUCCUCGAAUUGAACAAAUUCGUAAACGUCUGUCAGACGACCGGUAGCCCGGAGAUCGGUCGAUCGUUCGAAAAGCAGCAGUAUUAGAGCAAAGAAAUAGCCUCGCGUUCGACGCUUUCUUGGUUGCGCGUUGCGCUUUUUAUCGCAACACAACUGCCAUUUUGUAUUGUACGUAAACAAGCCGCCCCGGUAAAUCGAUGCGCGAGAAUCAUUCUAGAUCCACGAUCUCUCACAGCAAUCCCUCGCCCGCGAGAUAUAAUCUUCGCAUCCGCAAUAUCCGCUUCGAAAGUGUUCCAGGAGCGAACACGUUGCAAUACAAAAAUGGUUUUAUACAUACUUGUAGAUAUUUCCACGCGUAUCUUUCUAAGUUAUUAGUCGUUAGAAGAAUUAUUGAUCCUACUUAUUUAUACGACGUGUACAAAGCAAACGGAAACAUCCAUGUAGGAAAGAAAAGAAAAUGGGCGUUCCGCGCGCGCGCGCGAUCCGAUGUGCAAUCGUAUCGGGCGCUCACGAAAAAACAUUCGAAAGAAAUGAUUUACACCUGCAUAGUUGAAUGCAUUUUUCUCUUUUUUUUUUAA